Messenger RNA from Dentiscutata erythropus, 3150 nucleotides. Lineage: Eukaryota; Fungi; Glomeromycota; Glomeromycetes; Diversisporales; Gigasporaceae. The record is from the annotation of a GenBank genome assembly.
AUGGUUAAAAUGGUUGGAAAAUUCAUUAGAUGGAUAAAAAAAGGUUAUAAGAAAAAUGAUGCUGAUAUUUCGAUAUCACUACAACCUCCACUCACUCCUUUAUUACAGCCUGCAGUUGAAGAAGUAAUCCAUGGAUAUACUAUCACUGAAGAAUGGUACUCUGGAAGUACAAACAAAGUGUGCAAAGCAAUUAAAGAUUCCCGGGAAUACGCUCUAAAAUUCUUCAAAGAUGAGGCUACCUUUAAACAUGAAGUUGCUAUUUUGUCCCUUUUGAAAAAUUCACAGAAUAUAGUCCAAUUAGUUGAGUUUUUUGCGACGGAAAAAAUUCUUGUCCUCGAACAUGGCAUUUGCGAUUUACAAACUUACAUUCGAAAACCGACUUGGGUUCAAAGUCGUCAACAUACCGAUGAAAUAAAGAAAAAAAUAGUAAAGGAUGCUGCAAAUCUUGGAACCUGGAAGUUGAUAGAUUUUGACACGUCACGUAAAAUAUCGGCCCCGACAACAUUAAAUACCGUAAAUUACUGUAGCCCUGAAGUCGCAAAGGCCGAUUUUAUCGGCAAAACAACGAAAGCACACCCGUCAAUGGAUAUGUUUUCUUUUGGCUUAGUUCUUUUCUUUAUGGAAACUGGUUAUCAUUAUUGGAAACGAAAGGAUUUAUGGUCGAUUGGGCCACCAUUGACAAAAAUAGAGAAGGUAGAAUUUCUUCGGUCUAAGGAAUCCCUUGUUGUAAGCGUCGAUGACAUAGGUGAUGAUAAUAAAAGGGAGAUUAUAAAUGAUUUAUUAAAACCGAAAAAGCGAAGGUUGACAUUAACACAGUUUAAGAAAACUGUAUAUUAUUUUGAUGAUAAUGACGAAGAUAUAACAAACGCGAUUAUUCAAUUAGAUAGGGAAGAGGAGGAUAAAUUCAAACAACUAAUGAGUCUUAUUCCACAGGAAUGGGAAAAAAUUGGUCCGCAGCUUUUCAAGUUACGAUGUGAAAAAAUACCACGUUUAUUCAUCGUUAUCCCCGUCAGUCCGUCUUGGAAAAAUCCAAAAACCUGGACGUCACAAUCAUUUCGAUUACAUUUUGUAUGCGAACACGUUACACCACAUGUCCAUGAACAUGAGGGUUUUUACAUUCAAAGUCCUCUCGAAUUUAUAAAAAAAUAUGGAGCUUAUAUUAAAUUUUGUCACCACUUGGUCUCAGCUAGAACUACGUAUGAUACUUUCCCUCAAGAAAUAAUAGAUCAUAUCACGAAAUUGUUUCAUGUCCCCAAGUCUUCGAAUCUUUUGAAUCAUAUCGCCAAAAUUGGGGAUCAGAUACAUCAAAUAACAAAUGAGCUUCCACCAGUCACCGAUGGCCAAGCAGAAGUUCUUGAUCUUGAUGAUGAUGCCUCUCAUUAUUAUAUACUUAAUUCUGCUGGGCUUCGUGAAUUGAAAGAAUACUUUAACAACACAAAUAUGCCCCCUGAACACCUUAUUGAAGCCCGUCGUAAUGAUACUAAUGAUUUUGUUUGGAUUUGUGAAAGACACUCACGUGACCAGCUUUACGAAGCAAAUUUUCUGGCAUCAGGUUUAAAUGUUUCGCACUCCUCACAUAUUGCAGACAUGGAAAAUAUUCCUGUCAAUAAUGUUAGGGCAAUUAUAGAUGAUAUUGUCGGAAAUGCAAGUUUUCGCCCACAACUUAUUAAUGAAUUCAAAAAUAUUACCACCUCAACUAUGGAUGUAUUUGAAUCAUGGUUUCAAGAUGCAAAGAAAACAUUAUGGACCAGUGCAAAGAAAGAUCGACAAGAUAUUACAAGUUUAAAAGAGGAGUACAAGAUGCACAUGACAAAAUUGAUGGAAGCACUGAUCGAUAAGUCGACGAAUAUUAUAAUUCCUGGAUACAAAGGAUCCAGAUUAUCAUCUAAUGAUUCUUUUUUAAGAUAUGAAGAUGAUAAGUUUAAUAUGUGGGAUACUCGUAUAAAUGAGCUUUAUGAAUUAUAUAUUAAACAAAGCAAAGUCCAUUGUCUUUCAACUGCACUCUUGCGUGAAUCUUACAUACCCACAAUUAAAAUUAAAGAGCUUUCAAACAUUAAUAAAAGGCAUGGUUCCACUUUCUGUGUAGUAAAAAGUAAAGCUGAUAAUAACAUAGUAGCUGCAAAGCGUUUGUUCAAGAACGCCAUAAAUUUGAACAUGCUUUAUAGUGUGGAAAAGGAGGUUUAUAUGUUCAAAAGAUUUCUAGCUCCUUGUGACUAUAUAAUUGGAUUUUUUGGUGUGACAGUGAAAGAUAAUAGUCCAUGUCUAUUGAUGGAAUGGGCACAGGAUGGAAAUUUAUAUCAGUACAUGAAAACAUAUAAGACUGUUGAGAAAAAGAAAAUGAGUUGGCAAUUUAAAAUUAGCUUGGCUUUAGACAUUGCUAAAGCUGUAAGAUUUUUGCACGAAAACGGAAUUAUACAUUUGGACAUUCGUAGCCAUAAUGUACUUUUGACUUAUGGCAAAAAGGCCAAACUUUCAAAUUUUCUUUGGAGUCGAAAAUUCGAUGACGAGCAAACAUUAGUAUCUCAUCCUACAAACUAUAAAAAUGGGGUACGUAAUCGAUGGAUGGAGCCACAACAAUUAUUAAACCCACCAAAGAGUAAAUUAGACUUUAAAACUGAUAUUUACAGCAUGGCCAUAUUUUUAUGGGAAAUUGCCGAUGGUCGAGGAACUUUACCACACGCGCACAUAUCAGAUAGAUUACUUAAAGAAUAUGUUGUUGACCAGAAAGGGCGAGAUGGGUUACCUUAUGACGAUGAAGAAUAUCAGCUAGUUGUUUUCAACAAAUUAGUACGUAAAAUGUGGGCGUGGCAUCGGCCUCACAGACCUGAAAUAAUGCAAGUUGUAACAACCCUUGAAAGGAUUUCAAAUAUUGAGAAUACUGGAUCUAUAAUGUAUGAAACCAAUUUACCUAACAUGCCUACUAUGGAUCAAGUAUCACGUAUGUAUCACAAUCAGCAGUAUACUGAAGUAUUACCAUUUCUGAUUCGUUAUGCAGAUAACGGUGAUUCGGAAGCGUGUGAAUAUUUGGCAGUUUAUUAUAGAGAUGGUUUAGGUGGAUUAGACAGAGACGUUGGCAAAGCAAUGGAAUAUUCAAAAAAAAGUGGUACAAACAAGUCACAUAAGAUUAAGCCGUCACAAAAUGAAAAUUAA